Molecule: messenger RNA, 1102 nt
Organism: Xenopus laevis (African clawed frog)
Lineage: Eukaryota; Metazoa; Chordata; Amphibia; Anura; Pipidae
Product: protein kinase C delta type-like
Exons: 8
Coding region: 17-1024 (335 amino acids)
Source: RefSeq, a predicted model, not a curated record
AGGAAGUCAAGUGAAGAUGCCUUGUGCUCCAUGUAAAAGGCCCAAUCCUAAAAACCUCAGAAACUAUCAGUUUCACAUGGAGCUCGGAGAAGGAAAGUUUGGUAAGGUUAUGCUGGCGACAUUGAAGAACUACAGAGAGCUAGUGGCAGUCAAAGUGAUCAAAAAGAAGGAAAAUGAAUCAGCAAUUGGGAAGAUCUUGGCAGAGGCACGGACCCUACAGAUCGCUAAAGGUUGUCCCUAUCUCUGCCGUGGAUAUGCAGCAUUCCAAUCGCAGCUGCAUGCUUUUCUUGUAAUGGAGUGCAUGAGUGGAGGGAACCUGGAACAGCUAUUGGAUAAGGAAGGUCAACUGACGACGGACAGAGUAAGGUUCUACUCCGCAGAAAUGAUCAUCGGCAUCCAGUUUCUGCAUUCACGCGGUAUUGUGCACCGAGAUCUUAAACCAGCAAAUAUUCUGCUCACCGCUGAGGGUCACAUCAAGAUUGCGGAUUUUGGCAUGGUUGCAGAAGAGAUGUUCGGCGAUACCAAAAAAUAUAGCCCAUCCGGAACACCCCGCUACAUGGCUCCAGAAAUUUUUUCAUGGAGUGGAUAUGGCGCAGCGGCUGAUUGGUGGGCAUUUGCCAUUAUACUGUGCAAAAUGGCCACCAGAAGAUAUCCUUUCUACGAAGGGAAUGUUUGGCAGAACCUGGUGGAUUCAGUGGUCAGUGAGCAGCCUGUUUUCCCAGAGGGUCUCAGCACCGACCUGAAAGAACUUCUGCAGGAGCUCCUGGAGAAGAAUCCAGACAAGCGCCUGGGCACGAAAGGAGAUAUAAGGCAGCACCAGUUUUAUAGAUCCAUGGACUGGACUGCAUUGGAAAACAGGCAGAUACCACCUCCUUUCCAGCCAAGAGCAAUACCAGCUGUGAAUUUCAGAGCAGUCUGCAAAGAGCAACCAUCAUUCUUAGAAGAGAUGGACUGCAUCAACGCUUCAGGCAGAAAAACAAUGAUUCAGGAACUUUCUUUCCUGAGUCCCAGUUGGGAAAUGUAACCUGCUAGGCUAUAAUUAUUUAUUGGGCCCUAUCAUCAGCACUAGUGCCAACUAUAGACUUCUGGCAACUCCUUUAAC